GUUAAUUGUCAAACCAGGCAUCAGUUCAGUGGAGUUAUGUUUAUUUGAAAAACAUUCAACACCCAUGUUUUUUAAAUUUAUGACAAUUCAAGUGAUACAAAUUUUGUUAUGAAUAUGAAAAUUUACUAUUGUUUUCUAACGGUAUAUUUUAAUAUAUGUUUCGUUUUUGGGGAUUUUUAUGCACAGGAUGAAUGUAAUAUUGCCUUAUCUGACAGAGCUGUUAUCACAGCCACCUCUUAUAUGCCAGAAAGGGGCCCCCAGAAUAUAAACAUAUAUGGUUCAAAUGCUUGGACUGCCAAGGACAAUGACUUCGAUCAGCAAUUGAUCUUUGACUUGGGGCAGAUAAUGAAUGUAACUGGAAUCAUGACCAGAGGUAGACCAUUCGCCAAUGAGUAUGUCAUGGAAUAUAGUAUAAGUUAUGGAACCAAUGGCUUGGAUUAUGCCGAUUAUAAAGAACCAGGUGGCAAUACUAUGGUCUUCAGGGGUAACACUGAUGAUGAUUCCUUCAAUCAAAAUAGUUUUGAAAUCCCCAUCAUUGCCCAAUGGGUGAGAAUAAACCCUAUUAGAUGGAGAAACAGAAUAUCUAUGAGAGUGGAACUGUUUGGUUGUGAAUAUGACGCUGAUGACAUGUAUUUCAAUGGAACCGCGUUGUUAAUGUUGAAUUUGCUUCGAGAUCCCAUUUCAGCCUCAAGAGAGAACAUAAGGUUCAGAUUCAAGACAUCAGCGGCCAAUGGCAUAAUCUUGUAUAGCAGGGGUACUCAGGGAGAUUACAUUGCCUUACAAAUGCGAGAUAAUCAACUUCUUCUGAACAUCGAUUUAGGUUCUGGUCAAGUGACGAGUCUGAGCAUUGGAAGCUUGCUGGAUGAUAACAUUUGGCACGAUGUUGUGGUAUCAAGAAAUCGCAGAGAUAUACUACUUUCAGUUGAUCGUGUCUUCGUCCAGGAUAAAAUAAAAGGGGAAUACAACAGGCUUAAUCUGAAUAGAGAGUUUUAUAUUGGAGGAGUACCAAACGUUCAGGAAGGUUUAGUAGUAGUGCAAAAUUUCACAGGGUGCCUAGAAAACCUCUACCUCAACUCCACGAACUUAUUCAAGGAUGUUAAGCAGGCGUUCCAAUACGGCGAAGCUGCCUUCCGAUACGAAAAAGUCAAUACUUUGUAUUCUUGUCCCGAACCCCCAAUUAUACCAGUCACUUUUUUGACUCAACGUUCCUUCGCUAAACUCAGUGGAUAUGAAGGGAUGAAGUCGCUUAACGUUUCCUUCGCUUUUAGAACUUACGAAAGAACUGGUUUGAUUUUAUAUCACAGCUUUUCGUCCACUGGUUACGUUGCUGUAUUUCUGGAAGAAGGAAAGUUGAAAGUUGAAUUGGUGACACGUGAGAGUCCCAGGGUUAUUUUCGAUAAUUACGAGGAUACUUACAAUGAUGGCAAAUGGCAUACGCUUAUUUUGACCAUAACCACUAACUCUUUAGUCGUGAAUUUGGACAAUCGACCUAUGAGAACAACGCGUUUGCUCUCGAUAAGAACUGGCGCCCUCUAUUUUAUCGCUGGAGGGAUAACUGCGACUAUAGGGGCAUCCGGGAGGCACAUGGCAGGGUUUGUAGGAUGCAUGAGGACGAUUGGGAUUGACGGCAGCUACAAACUCCCGACAGACUGGAGGAAAGACGAGUUUUGCUGUGAGGGUGAGAUAGCCUUCGACGCCUGUCGCAUGAUCGACCGCUGCAGUCCGAAUCCCUGCCAGCACGGCGGAAUCUGCAAGCAGAACGAGUUCGAGUUUUUCUGCGACUGUUCUGGUACCGGCUACGGCGGCGCAGUCUGUCACACCUCCGUCAAUGCGUUGUCGUGCGAGGCCCACAAGAAGAUGCAAGCCGUUGGUCAGAGGGCCGACAUCAAGAUCGACGUCGACGGUAGCGGUCCUCUAGCGCCGUUCCCUGUUACCUGCGAGUUUUAUCCGAACGGUCGCGUGGCCACUGUUUUACGUCAUAAUAACCAAGAAACGACGCCGGUAGACGGUUUCCAAGAGCCCGGAAGCUUCGUCCAGGACAUACACUACGAGGCGAGCGACGAUCAGAUAAACGCCCUCGUCAACCGUUCGUCGACCUGUCGUCAGCACCUUCAGUACGCCUGCAAGGGGGCCAGGCUCUUCAACUCGCCGUCGGACGAGAUGAACUUCAACCCUUACUCGUGGUGGGUUUCCAGACACAACCAGAACAUGGAUUACUGGGGCGGCGCCCUGCCCAACUCCAGGAAAUGCGAAUGCGGAAUCAUGGGAAGCUGCGUGGACCGGACGAAAUGGUGUAACUGCGACGCGGGAUUAGACACUUGGCAGGUGGAUGCAGGCGAUAUCGUGGACAAAGAGAACCUCCCAGUGAAACAACUGAGAUUCGGCGACACAGGAAACGCCCUGGAUGAAAAAGAGGGUCGGUACACCUUGGGACCCCUGAUAUGCGAGGGAGACGAUCUCUUCAACAACGUAGUCACUUUCAGGGUGGACGAGGCGACAAUCAACCUGCCCACUUUCGAUAUGGGCCACGGUGGUGACAUCUAUUUCGAAUUCAGAACAGCCUCGGAAAACGCGGUUCUGUUCCACUCCAAGGGACCGCACGAUUACAUCAAAUUGAGCAUAGUCAGCGGUAACCGUCUACAAUUCCAAUACCAAGCAGGAUCCGGCCCUGUGUCUGUCGUGAGAGAAACGUCUUACAAACUUUCCAACGACGAAUGGCAUUCGGUGUUGGUGGAGAGGAAUAGAAAAGAGUCGAUGUUGGUCGUAGACGGCGCUCUUAAGGCUGAGGUCAGGGAACCCCCAGGUCCGUUCAGAGCUUUACACCUGACCACCGAUCUAGUCAUCGGGGCCAAUACGGAAUACAGGGACGGUUUCACGGGUUGCAUUAGGGCGUUGCUCAUAAACGGCGAACACAUAGAUUUGAGGAGCUACGCGAGAAGAGGCGCCUUCGGAAUCUCCGAAGGUUGCGUGGGUAAAUGCGAGAGUUCCCCCUGCCUGAACAACGGCACCUGUUUCGAACACUACGACAGCUACACCUGCGACUGUAGGUGGACGGCCUUCAAAGGUCCCAUAUGCGCGGACGAGAUCGGUGUCAACAUGAAGCCGAGCUCGAUGAUCAAGUACGAUUUCAUGGGUUCGUGGAGGUCGACGAUAGCCGAACACAUCCGAGUCGGCUUCACCACCGCCAACCCCAGGGGAUUCUUGUUGGGAUUCUACUCGAACAUAUCCAAGGAGUACAUGACGAUCAUGGUGUCGAAUUCCGGCCAUUUGAGGGUGGUGUUCGACUUCGGUUUCGAGAGGCAGGAGAUCAUCUAUCCGGAGAAGCAUUUCGGUCUCGGGCAGUAUCACGAUUUGAGGUUGUCGCGUAAGAAUUCCGGUUCGACGUUGGUGAUGCAGGUGGACAAUUACAAGCCUAGGGAGUUCAACUUCAGCAUCAAAGCUUCGGCGGACGCCCAGUUUAACAACAUACAGUACAUGUAUAUCGGUAGGAACGAGUCUAUCAGUGAGGGUUUCGUGGGUUGUAUAUCGAGGGUGGAAUUCGACGAUAUAUACCCUCUCAAGUUGCUGUUCCAGCAGGAAGGUCCCGGAAACGUCAAGUCAAUAGGAGGUGCCUUAAACGAAGAUUAUUGUGGUGUUGAACCAAUCACCCAUCCCCCUGACAUAAUCCCAACCAGACCACCACCUCAGCUAGAUGAAGAUAAGCUCAGGAAGGCCUACAAUCGAACAAAUUCGGCAAUUCUGGGUGGUGUUUUGGCUAUCCUUUUCUUGGCCUUGGUAAUCUUGUUGAUCGUUAUUGGGAGGUUCAUACAUAGGCAUAAGGGAGAAUAUCUGACCCAAGAAGAUGCAGGUGCGGAGAGCGCUUUAGAUCCUGAUACGGCCGUGGUUUGCGGUACUACAGGUCACCAUGUACAGAAAAGGAAAGAGUGGUUUAUAUAGUACAUCAAAGGCCUUUACAUGUAGAGUAGUUGGUUUCAAGUACCUUGAUAAUUUUAGACAUUUUGGUAUUACAUAAUGCUUGGAUACCUGAGUUAAUUCCAUUUCUUGAAAUGUGUUUUCAUAUAGUAUUAUUCUCUUUGACUUAUUCUUAAACCGUCCAUUUUAAGUUAAGUUUUUAUAUAUUUUUUUUUUGUAUUUAUUUCGAAAUUAUAUCUACAAACAUUUACUGUACUAACAAAAAGUUUUUUAUAUUCUUAUUUAUUAAAUUGGUGAAACUGUUUGAACUAAGGUGUUCGAGUAUUUCUUGUAAAGUUUUUGCUCACUCAUUUUUUGAGCACUCGAUAUUAAACUGGACUGAAUUGAAUUUAUAUACUUGAAGCACGUAGGUGCUUUAGAGCAGGAUUCUGAUGAUAGUAACGACUCACAUUAUACAUAUUUUCCAAGAAAUAUAACGAAGAUAAAUUUAA
Coccinella septempunctata (seven-spotted ladybird) is the source of this 4403-nucleotide messenger RNA. Its product is annotated as neurexin-4. The record is from RefSeq and is a predicted model, not a curated record. The transcript is spliced from 15 exons. Lineage: Eukaryota; Metazoa; Arthropoda; Insecta; Coleoptera; Coccinellidae. The coding region runs from base 109 to 3936 and encodes 1275 amino acids.